Molecule: messenger RNA, 2651 nt
Organism: Diachasma alloeum
Lineage: Eukaryota; Metazoa; Arthropoda; Insecta; Hymenoptera; Braconidae
Gene: Sclp
Product: leucine-rich repeat-containing protein 40
Exons: 4
Coding region: 435-1070 (211 amino acids)
Molecular function (GO): protein binding
Source: RefSeq, a predicted model, not a curated record
GGCUUAAAUACCACUGUUUCAACGUGUGCCAAGCCAGUGCCAAGCAGCGGUUCCUGCAAGCCAGGGGAGCGCUGCCCACCGAUAGCAAAUCACGAUUAAAUAAUCGGAAUAAAUUUCACUAGUGUUUACUCACUAUAUUCACUAACAACUCCACUGUUCGGUGAAAGUUCUAUCCUCCUUUACGUGGGAAAUGCCCUCAUUGUUCCUUUCGCGCAAUUUCGUGUGAUUACAAAUUUUUUUACUUGAGUCAGUUCUAUUGUUUACACAUCUGUUAAAGUUUUUUCUGCUCAUCGAGGAAUCCGGAAAUUACGUGAAAAUAACGGAAAUUACGGAGUUAUUAUAUUAGGUUUUUCUAGUCUGUUUCGCGUGUGAAUAAGUGAAGGAGUUGGGUUUUCCUGUUUGAGUUGAGGUAAAAAAGGAAUUGGGGAGUGAGGAUGAAGCCACCGGCGUAUAAUAACGAGGGAGUCCAGCAGAUUUCCCAGGAAGAGGGCGAGAGAAAUGUUGCCACCGCUAUUUGCGUGCAACUUGCUGGCAGGGCCAUCAUUCGCGUCGUAUCGAGGUGCGAAGAGGCGCAGGACAAUUGUAAUUUGGAUUUGUCCGAAUGCCAGCUGAUGCAAGUGCCCGACGCUGUGUAUCACCUGAUGCGGCACACGGAGCUCAAGUCCUGCGACUUAUCUGGCAAUGUUAUCACAAAAAUUCCCCCAAAAUUUGCGGUCAAGUUUUCACUCAUUACCGAGUUGAAUUUGAGUCAUAAUCAAAUGAGCAAAUUACCGGAAGAGUUGGCGGAACUUCAGGAACUGGAGAGGCUCGAUAUUUCUCACAAUACAUUUAUUGCACUUCCACCUGUUACUUGUCGGAUACCUCAGCUGAAACGACUACUCGCCAACAAUAAUUCAAUUAUUGAUGUCGAUGUGGAGAGAUUGAAACGAGCUCCAGCCCUGGAGUACGUCGAUCUCCGUGAGAACACAAUCCCUCCAAGAAUCCACGACCUCCUCCUCGUGAAUCUUGGAAAAUUAAAGGUCGAACUGACCCCGCGACAAGUCGAAGACUGGGAGGACCUCAACGUUUGAUCCUCACCAAAAUAAAUUCACAGUUUCAUCACGUACAUCUUAAGCUAAUGGUGAUCAGCAAGGGCGUUUUAGUCUUUGCACUCCAGAAUGCAAGACAAGAUAUAAAAAAAAAACAAAUGCAGUUAUGUAAUACGUAAAGAGGACCAUCAAUCAUCCGCAGUAGAAGAAUGAGAAGGAAAUUUGCUAAAAAUGGAUGGAGAAGUUUUUUUCCUGAAUUUCAAAUGAUGAAUCAUAGAGGAUAAUUACAUGAGCCUAUGUACUUAAAUCAUAUUCAUCCAAAACGAGACAACUGAUUGAUUCAUCGACAUUUACAGCAAUUGAUUCGUGUGCACGUGAUGCAAAACAAUUUAACGUUUUUAACUCCUGAAUUUUUCUGAUGAUUCCACACUCAGAAAAAAAAUCCUGAUCUCAAACGAGUGGAGUUCUGCUUUCAACAAUAAAAUAUUUGAAAUUAUUUGGUUCAAGAGACAUUUUAUCCUUUUCAGGAUGAAAAUAUGUCUCAUAACGCAAAAUUAAUCAAGAAAUUUUUCAUUUCCAAAUCAAGAGAUGGCUAUCAUAUCAUCAUUAUUAUUCUAUUUAAGAAUUCAUUUCUUAUCUUUGAGUAUUGGAGCUGAAACGAAGAACUAUUCUCCCUUGUUUCGCAUGAAACGAGCAUUUUUCGGGAGAAAAAUACGUGUGGUAGUAUAAAAAUACGAAAAGAUGCAAAUUUAUAACUUGAAAAUGUUGUCAUUCAAAUAAGACUCGUUUGAGAUUUUUUUCUCUCAGCGCACAGAAUCGAGACGGAGAAAAUUGUUAAUUGUUUAAAUGAAUCAUUUGCUCUUAAACUUAAAUCAAAACAAGUAGCAUCAAACAGUGAAUAUUUAUAAAUUUUUACUGCAAUAUCGUCCGUAUUUGUUAAAGAAUUAGAUCGUCAAAAAACAAUUUCAACAACAAGAAUUGAUGUUCCUCUUUAAUUCUGCCAAUGGAACGUGCAUGUAAACAAUUUCACCUAGACACAAUUUUAAUACAAAACUAUAACUGUGACGUCCCGCCUCCAACGCGACAGAAUUCACUUUCAUUAGUUUUUUUAACGAUUUGUUUAUAAUAAUUUGAUAAUGAAACGUUAACAAGUGUAACUGGGAAAAUUUCGAAUCACUUUAGCAAUGAUAAUUUAGUACAGCGUUCUCAGAGCAGUAUUACACAGCUGAGAUCUCAUGUACGAUAUAAAGAUGAUUUACAACUGAUUAGAUACUAACAAAUAGGCUGAUAGGUUUCAAUUUUUUGAUUACUUUGCAUACAACUGUACAUAAUAUAAAUAUUCGUACUGUACAGAUAUAUUUACUACUGCGUCAUUCGUCAACCUAGGACUGCCAAAUAUCUAAAAAUAAAUCGUGAUAUUCAUUUUUUUACGUGAAAAUUUUGAGUUUGUUUUCUCGCAAAGAAGAGUCUUUUUUUCAAUGCUCAAUUGUUUUGUGAAGUUAUUUUCAAAAUUGGGUUUUUAACAUUUGUAUGACGAAUAAUAAUGAGAUGUUUCGUAUUUAACAUGUAUUCUUUAUCUAGUCAAAUUACCCAUUGGGUGCACAAAUAUAUUUACCAACCGAA